Molecule: messenger RNA, 1666 nt
Organism: Pararge aegeria (speckled wood butterfly)
Lineage: Eukaryota; Metazoa; Arthropoda; Insecta; Lepidoptera; Nymphalidae
Product: synaptic vesicle glycoprotein 2B-like
Exons: 10
Coding region: 69-1649 (526 amino acids)
Biological process (GO): transmembrane transport
Cellular component (GO): membrane
Molecular function (GO): transmembrane transporter activity
Source: RefSeq, a predicted model, not a curated record
UUUGAUGCUGACGAGGUUAUGAUGGAUAUUGAACAUAUCUUUGUUUUUUUGCAAGUACCUUACUAAAAAUGAGUGAAGUGAAUUUACAGGCCUUAGCAGGAACUGACAGCGAUGAUCACACCAAAGCGCCCACUGCUAUGCAGGAGGUAAACCUCGCAUUGAAAGAGUGUGGAUUCGGUCUGUUCCACAUACAACUUCUAUGCACCUCCUUCUUCGGCUGUCUUGCCGGUAUUGUGGUGACAAACAGUACGCCUUAUAUACUGCCGAUAGCUGAAUGCGAUCUGAACAUGAAUCUCCUGGAGAAAGGGGUGUUGAAUGCUAUGCCUUUUCUCGGUAUGAUCCUGGUAUCGGUGGUAGCUGGAUUCCUAACUGACACGUUUGGCCGCAAAUAUUUUGUUUUACUUGGCUUCGGGGGACUUUUCAUAUUUACCGCAAUUAGUGCAACCAGUCAGAAUUAUGUUGUUUUGGUUACUGCGAAAUUUUUCGAAGGAAUGCUAUUUGCGACAUCGUUUUCAUCUCUAAUAACGUUAACUGCAGAGUUUUGUCACAAUGACAUCAGGGAUCGCAUAAUGUUGCUGCAAUCUUCAUUUUCGGCUAUUGCUCAAGUUAUUAUCGCGUUGCUAUCGUGGGCAAUACUGACUCAGGACUGGACCGAUUCAUAUUUCAAUGGUUCUAUUGUCUUCCACGGUUGGAAUUUUUACUUGGUUGUCAUGUCAUUAUGGUCAUUAUUUGCGACAAUCAUGUACUGUUUUCUGCCCGAGAGCCCGAAGUACUACAUAACCCAGCAUAAGUACUACGAAGCGAGGGAGGUCCUCAUCUCAAUUUACAAGCAGAACACGGGGAAAACUGCUGACGAGUUUUUGUAUAAAGACAUAUGGAAAGACAAGAAAACCUACGCGAUAGAUGAAACACCUGAGGAUAGUUCGAAUAAAAACUUCGGAAGUAUGCUCGCGGAGGGGCUCCACAAUGUCAAGCCGAUGUUCCAAAAACCUCGCGGCCUAUAUCUGUUGCUUUUCUGUGUCAUGAGCUUCUUCACUAUGCUAUUGUAUAACGUUAUAAGGCUCUGGUUCCCACAAUUGUCGACGAUCGUAGAACAUUACAGCAGCACAGACACUCAGGACUUGUGCGUCAUGUUGGAUUCCUAUACCCACGACUUGGCCGAGAGAAACACUAAUCUGACUGUUAACAAAGUCUGUGUACCAGUUGUCAGUGGUGCAGCAACUUACAUCAACAGUAUGAUACUGGGAUCAGUAUGUCUGGGACCGAUCAUCAUCAGCAGCGUCCUAGUAGUCAAAGUGGGAAAGAAGAACCUCUACACUGUUUGUGGCCUCAUCUCCGUUGGCGUGACCUUGGGACUAAGAUGGUCCAGUUCAAAAAUCAUAAUGGUCGCGCUGUUUUCAUCAGACUUAGCGAUUUCGCAAAUGAUGGUGAACCUGAACCAAUUUCUGGUUAUAGAUUUCUUUCCUACGAAUAUGAGAUCACUGGCCAUUGGUAUGGUAAUGAUGUGGGGUCGAAUCGGCAGCCUUGUAGGAAACGUCUUGUUUCCAAUUCUACUAGACAUGGGUUGCGUAGUACCCUUCUACACGUUAGCGGGAACUAUGAUCGGUAUUAUUCUAUUAAGUUUUGUGAUACCAGUGAAGAAAAAUUAACAAUUUAGUGCUUUCAU